CCCAGAGUUUUCUUUGCUUGCGCGCGCGGCACCGCACGGGAAUCGUGCCGGAGAUGGCCGUGGGUGUGGGCGAUGCCGUGGCGAGCCCACCGGCGAUGUGGUGGGCGGCGGUGGUGGCGGCCGUCGGCGCGUUGCUCCUCUUCUUCCUCCUCGACGCCGGGGCGCGGAGGCUCCACGGGUGGUACAGGGAGGCGGCGCUGGGCGCGGCGAGGCGGGCGCGGCUGCCGCCGGGGGAGAUGGGCUGGCCCGUCGUCGGCGCCAUGUGGGCCUUUCUCCGCGCCUUCAAGUCCGGCAAGCCCGACGCCUUCGUCGCCUCAUUCAUCCGACGAUGCAUGGAGGAGGAGCUAGGGAAUGCUUGCUGGCGCUGCCCCCACUGCCCAAAAGGAGAUGUCUGA
Molecule: messenger RNA, 395 nt
Organism: Setaria italica (foxtail millet)
Lineage: Eukaryota; Viridiplantae; Streptophyta; Magnoliopsida; Poales; Poaceae
Product: cytochrome P450 88A1-like
Exons: 2
Coding region: 54-395 (113 amino acids)
Source: RefSeq, a predicted model, not a curated record